Messenger RNA from Silurus meridionalis, 672 nucleotides. RefSeq names its product C-C motif chemokine 5-like. The record is from RefSeq and is a predicted model, not a curated record. Gene Ontology annotation, biological process: inflammatory response; cellular response to interleukin-1; cellular response to tumor necrosis factor. Bases 103 to 498 code for a protein of 131 amino acids. Gene Ontology annotation, molecular function: chemokine activity; CCR chemokine receptor binding. The transcript is spliced from 5 exons. NCBI's taxonomy places the organism in Eukaryota, Metazoa, Chordata, Actinopteri, Siluriformes, Siluridae. Gene Ontology annotation, cellular component: extracellular region.
GAAAUUAUUUUUGCCUCCCUGCCUGUUUUAGUUCCUGUUCCUGACCCUGGUCCUGGUCCUUGUUCUGCCUGCAUUGGUUUGGACUUGUUUUUCGCAUCAGCUAUGUUCUCCACUAGUCAUUCGGUUCUGCUGGUUCUACUGGUGAUCACCUGCUUUUAUUACUACACAGAAUGUGAUGAUGAACUCAUGACCCAUUUUUGUUUAAACGAGGAUUCACUACACAUGGAUUCCUCAACAGUGCAUGGUCAAGAAAUCUCAACAACCUCCUGUACUUCAGGCACAACGAAUUCAGGAGUGCAUGGAGCAGGAUUGUGUUGUUUUGAGUUACUUAAAAAACCAAUUCCUGCAGCAAAAAUCGCCACUGUCAAAGAAACAAGGUUCGACUGCAUCAUUCCUGGAGUCAUUGUUACAACAAAAAAGGGAUUACAGAUGUGUGCAGAUCCUGAGGUGGAUUGGUUGAAGCGGAUCAUCGAAAGCAAACGUAAACCAACAGCAUAGACUCAGACGACACAUUCAAAAAAGUCUCUACAUAAAUUAGCAUUAUUUUUUACGAUGCUUCAUUUGUAUCAUUAAUUAAAGCAAAUUGAUGUUUUAUUAAAAAUACACCUGUAACUGCAGGCACUGAUUUAUUUCCAUCUUCUACACAAAUUAAAGCACAUUUAUAACUCAUGA